AUGCCCCUCACCACCCGCCUCACCACCCGGCUCCUCUCCACCACCACCACCACAAUGUCGCGCCCCUUCAGCACCUACACCAUCCCCCCGCGCGCCCUCGCCAGCGCCCUCACCGCCAACCCCCCGCCCUCCUCCCGCACCCCGCGCACCAUCCCCCUCUGCGCAUCCUGGUUCCUCCCCACCUCGCCGCACACCGGCCCCGCCGUCUUCGCGUCCGCCCGCAUCCCCAGCGCGCGCUUCUUCGACCUCGACGCCAUCAAGCACCCGUCCUCACCGUACCCACACAUGCUGCCCACGCCCCCGGUGUUCAGCGCCGCCAUGGGCAAGCUCGGCAUCACGAAGGAGGACACGCUCGUGGUCUACGACUCGGCCGAGCUCGGCAUCUUUAGUGCGCCGCGCGCGGCGUGGACGCUGAAGGUGUUUGGGCAUGAGAGGGUGCAUGUGCUGGACAGCUUCAAGGCGUGGGUGCAGGCGGGGCUGCCGGUGGAGGGCGGGGAGGUAAAGGAGGUGGAGGAGACGGUGUAUGGCGAUGUUGUGAUGGAGGAGAGCUUGGUGGCGGGCUUUGAGGAUGUGAAGGAGUGGGCGCUGCAGGGGGACCGCGGGAGGGUGCAGGUUGUGGAUGCGAGGCCAAACGGGAGGUUUAGGGGCGUGGAUCCGGAGCCGAGGCCAGGGCUGUCCUCCGGCCAUGUCCCCGGCUCCAUCUCGGUGCCGUUCAGUAAGCUCGUCGAUCCCGCGACGGGGAAUCUCCUGGCCGCGGCGGAGCUCCGAAAAGUGCUGGUGGGCGCGGGCGUGAGUGAGGAUGAGGGCGUGGAGAAGGUGCUGAUGUGUGGGACGGGGGUGACGGCCGUGGUUGUGGACACGGCGUUGGAGAUGGCGGGCAUUGGCGGGAAGAGGAGGGUGUAUGAUGGCAGUUGGACGGAGUGGGCCCAGCGCGUCACUGAGGACUCAGGACUGAUUGUAAAGUCCGAGAAGUAG
This is a messenger RNA of Morchella sextelata, 975 nucleotides long. RefSeq lists its product as uncharacterized. Gene Ontology annotation, molecular function: thiosulfate-cyanide sulfurtransferase activity. NCBI's taxonomy places the organism in Eukaryota, Fungi, Ascomycota, Pezizomycetes, Pezizales, Morchellaceae. The coding region runs from base 1 to 975 and encodes 324 amino acids. Gene Ontology annotation, cellular component: mitochondrion. The transcript has 3 exons. The record is from RefSeq and is a predicted model, not a curated record. Gene Ontology annotation, biological process: transsulfuration.